Molecule: messenger RNA, 2123 nt
Organism: Cryptomeria japonica (Japanese cedar)
Lineage: Eukaryota; Viridiplantae; Streptophyta; Pinopsida; Cupressales; Cupressaceae
Product: long chain base biosynthesis protein 2d
Exons: 13
Coding region: 302-1777 (491 amino acids)
Biological process (GO): sphingosine biosynthetic process; ceramide biosynthetic process
Cellular component (GO): serine palmitoyltransferase complex
Molecular function (GO): pyridoxal phosphate binding; serine C-palmitoyltransferase activity
Source: RefSeq, a predicted model, not a curated record
AAAUGGCGAUAGGAUUACAGAGAACUUAAGUAAAAGCUCAAUAAAUGAAAAGUUUCGAAUUUUUUGGAGUAAAAGCUAAAAACAAAUUGAGAGAGAGCCAAAUACAACGAGAAAUUAAGAGAUUUUAAGUAGGAGUCAUAAGAACGAUAAUCUUUAAAAAAAAAAUGAAGUCGGAGUUGAAGAUUGUUUUUAGUAAGUUAAAUGUGAAGAAAACAAGAAAAAAAUUUGAAAGAAGUUGGCAAAUCCAAUUGAGCCUGUGAAGAGCACUUUGGUUUGUUUUCUGUUUUAUUGAGGUAUCGACAUGUCUACCAUUACCAUUCCUUAUUUCACAGCUCUCGCCACUUAUUUUAGCUAUCUCCUGCUCUUUAUUUUCGGCGGUGUCCGGGAUAUCUUCAGAUUCUUCUGCAAAUCCGAUAAGGGCACUCCAGAGGGAUAUUCUGUAUUCCGCUUGAUUUUUGAAAACUUCUACACCCGUAGGCUGUAUCGCCGCAUUCAGGACUGUUUCAACCGGCCUAUUGCAAGUGCACCAGAUGCUUGGAUAGAUGUGAUUGAACGUUAUUCAAAUGACAACAACAAAACAUUAUUUCAAACUGGGAAGAUAAGUAGAUGUUUAAACCUUGGAUCCUACAAUUAUCUUGGAUUUGCAUCAGUGGAUGAAUACUGCACUCCACAGGUGAUUAAAUCUUUGAACAAAUUUUCUCCGAGUACAUGCAGCAGCCGUGUUGAUGGGGGUACUACUGUUUUACACAAUGAACUUGAAACGUUAAUUGCUAGCUUUGUUGGGAAGCCUGCUGCUUUGGUUUAUGGAAUGGGAUUUGCCACAAAUUCAACCACUCUUCCAGCAUUAAUAGGAAAGGGUGGGCUUAUUAUCAGUGAUCACUUAAAUCAUCGUUCUAUAAUUGCUGGUUCUCAAGCAUCUGGGUCAAAAGUUAAUAUUUUUCAGCACAACACACCUUCACACUUGGAGGAUGUGCUUCGAAAAGCUAUUGCUGAAGGACAGCCCCGGACUCAUAGACCUUGGAAAAAAAUAAUUGUAGUAGUGGAAGGUAUCUACAGUAUGGAGGGUGAACUUUGUAAGCUUCCAGAGAUUGUGGCUCUCUGCAAGAAGUACAAGGCUUACACAUAUUUGGAUGAAGCACACAGUAUUGGAGCUGUUGGUAAAUCGGGAAGGGGACUUUGUGAGCUCCUAGGGGUGGAUCCAGCAGAUAUUGAUAUUAUGAUGGGCACCUUUACAAAAUCUUUUGGAUCAUGUGGAGGCUAUAUUGCUGGAUCUAAGGAUCUUAUUAAGUGUCUGAAAUCGGUUAGUCCUGGACACCUGUAUGCAACAUCUAUGACUCCACCUGGUGUACAACAGGUUAUAUCAGCAUUGAAAGUUAUUCUUGGAGAGGAUGGUUCUAAUCGAGGAGCCCAAAAGCUUGCACGCAUACGAGAAAAUAGCAAUUUUUUCCGCGCAGAGCUGCAGAAAAUGGGAUGCCAAGUUCUUGGAGAUCAGGAUUCACCUGUGAUGCCUAUAAUGCUGUAUAAUCCAGCCAAAAUUUCAGCUUUCUCAAGAGAGUGCUUUAAACGCAAUAUUGCAGUGGUGACAGUUGGCUCUCCUGCAACAGAUUUUUUACUAUCAAGGGCUCGGAUAUGCAUAUCUGCUUCUCAUACCAAGGAGGAUUUAUUGAGAGCAUUGGAAGUGAUCAGCGAGGUUGGGGAUAUGGUGGAUAUCAAAUAUUUUCCAACAGGUCAUCAGCGAGGUUGGAGAUAUGGUCGAUAUCAAAUAUUUUCCAACUGAACCAUGGAAGCAGCAGCAGUCAAAAGAAGAGAAAAGCCUAGGUUGAAAACAACCUGAAUCAAGAGAUGACAAUCUUGAUCAUUGCAUGUUUUUGAUGAUGCUUUUGAAGCAAUUAUAUUUUAUUGUUUAUGAAGAUUUGAGUUGUUUUUCUUAGCGAGUUUAUGUCUUCUAUAAUGCCCGUGUAUAUGAUCCUUUUUAAUGGCAUUGUAUUGUAGAUCCUUUUUAAUGGGAUUACAUUGUAAAACCAUGAACAGAUUUUAGACUAAUUAUUCAAAUCUUUAGACUAACACGAACAGUAUUAUGCCAUCUUGGAAUCCAUACAAUUAUUUAAUUUAUAGGUUUGCUG